CCUCCUCCCACCCCCCCUUUUUUUAAUGUCCGUGGUCUCCUUUCCUCGACAUCCAACUUCACUUGCUUCUGCAUACCUCUCCGCGCAUAACGUCUGUCAAUGUCUUGCACUGCAGUGCUACAUAAUCCAAAGUAAAAGAGAAAAAAAAACAUAACUCAUGAGCAGACUUGCCCAUUGAGCAAAAUCGCGAAUUCCAUCACGAAGCUCUGCCGUCAUCUCCCCUCCCCCACAGGGCACACGUAUACUACAGUCCCUAGCAAAGAAACCGAGUCGGCCUUGCGAUUCCUACCGCCCACCAUGGCUGUCGGAACAGAGAACGGCACCCAAACCGCCAACGGCCAGUCCAACGGCCAGUCCAACGGCCACUUGAACGGCAACGGGCCCGUUGAGCCUCACAUUCGCUACAUCCCUUUCGCUUACUCGAGCGAGGACUCCGAAGCCACCGCCCGCCGUCUCGUUCUCGCCAUCCGCCCCGCCUGGGAGAGCGCCGAUUCCAAGGUCGAGUUCGUGCGCUUCACCGAUGGUAUCACCAACACACUCCUCAAAGCAGUCAACAAAAAGGCCGGCCUUUCCAAGGAUGAGGUGGACAAGGAGGCCAUCUUGCUCCGCGCCUACGGCAACGGCACCGACUUGAUCAUCGACCGCCACCGCGAAACCCAGAACCACGAGCUGCUCAUGCGAUACGGCCUCGCUCCCGAACUGCUCGCCCGCUUCGAGAACGGCAUGAUGUACCGCUUCGUUCAGGGCUCCAUGACCCACCCCGAGGAUCUGCGCAAGCCCGUCAUCUACAAGGCCGUGGCCAAGAGGCUUGCCCAGUGGCACGCCGUGGUACCUUGCAUCACUGCUCGCACGGGACACAGCCGCAGAAACUCCAAGAACACCGACUUCAUUGUACCGUCUGAAGCCCUUGGUGAUGCCGAGUUUCAGCAAAUCAUUGACAGUGUCGCGCCUGGAAAGCCCCCGCCGAACGUCUGGACGGUCAUGCAGAAGUGGAUUUUUGCCCUGCCAACAGAUACGGAAGCGCAAAGAGAGCGUCAGGCCCAGUUGCAGAAGGAGCUUACCAGGACUGUUGCCGAGCUGAGCCAGCGGCCAGGCUUGGGUACCAAUGGGCUCGUGUUUGCACACUGCGAUCUCCUCAGCGGCAACGUCAUCGUCCUUCCCAAACCCCAGCAGACACCCGCCGACGACAGCAACGGCGUCACCGCCAAAGACACGACCAUCGACGUGACCUUCAUCGAUUAUGAAUACGCGACCCCCUCACCAGCCGCCUUUGAUAUUGCCAACCACUUUGCCGAAUGGGGUGGCUUCGACUGCGACUUCAGCGUCCUUCCCACGCGCGUCCAGCGUCGCGAGUUCAUCACCGCGUACAUCCGCGCCUACUAUGCUUACCAAGGCAAGAAGAACGGAACCACGGCCGAUUAUAAUGAAGCAGCUGAGGUCGAUCGCCUACUAAACGAGGUGGACGUCUUCCGGGGCCUGCCUGGAUUCUACUGGGGCAUCUGGGCGCUGAUUCAGGCGACCAUCUCCCAGAUCGACUUUGACUACGCCUCCUAUGCAGAAACAAGACUGGGCGAGUACUGGGCCUGGCGAGAUGAGAUCUCGGGUGAUCGCCAGCGCGCUGGAAAGGAGAUCCCGUUGAGGGAGAAGAGGUGGGCUCAGGAACAGUGAGCGCAUCGGGUUGGAAGAACAUAAACCAAAAAAAAGAUCUCACUACGUUUGUUCGAGCGCGCACACACACACACACACACAAAGAGGAAAAUAGCGUCGAUGGGCAUGGCGUGUCAGGAGUCGGGUUGAUUACAUGACCUAUAUAUGAUGCAUGUAUUCUUUCGGUUCUAUAUCAAAUUUCUUUCUUUGAUGUACUUCUUCACCACGGGAGGCUCUGCAUGGGAAUAUGGGCGAGCAUUCAACAUUGGCCUCACUUACGGAGUUGUUUUUGUUUAGUAUAGAUUAGAUACCUCAUCUCAACAGUCGGCUAGUAGCUCGAGUUGGCGCAUUGAACAUAAUUAUAGUAAUCAGACAGACAGGACGUCCGCUAACAUAUCUGUGAGAAGUUAUCACACAAGAGCGGCAUUGGGUUGACGAGACCAAUAUUCCACUUAUCUACGCCAAGACUGAUCGUUGGCAAAACAGCAGUAGCUACCAUACGCCCAUCAGCUGUUCUGUUGUGCCCAGUUGUUGAAAACAAUAUAUAACAUCGCCGUGCCCGGUUUGACGCCAUUCGUGAUCCUAUGAUACCCCUUGUUACCUUGUCGCAGAAAUUCAUAGUUGUUGAAUGAAAUGACUCUCCUUUGUCCCACUCUCGUAUGUAGUUAGUCAAAUUGUAGCUUUCACCCCCUUGCCCUCCCGUGGGUAAAGCCUUGUAUACUAUCCUCCUUCAAGUGCUCUAAGCAGACUUGUAGUACUUGCUAGGCACAAACGGCAUCUUGGUUACCACCGCCGGCCUGGGCUUUCCUCUCACCAGCACCUCCACCUCCGUCCCGCUCUUGUGCUGGCCAUCCUUGAUAUACCCCAUCGCAAUGUUCUUCCCUAGACUGGGGCUCGGACACCCGCUCGUGAUCCUACCAAGCUUCGUAGUCGGGUCCCCCUUGGCCACGAUCUCCGCGCCUUCUCUGGCGGGGGCACCAGUCACAAUAAAGCCGACGCGACGGCGGACGACGCCGUUUCCUCCUUUGCUCUUGGGAGUCAGCUGCGAGUUGAUGGUCUCGGCUCCGUAGUACCCGGCAUCCGCCUUGCGGCGGUUCGGGGGAAUGAUCCAGCUCAAAGCGGCCUCGACGGGAGACACCGUCUCGUCCAGGUCGUGCCCGUACAGGCACAUGCCCGCUUCCAGGCGGAGGGAGUCGCGCGCGCCGAGACCGGCGAGCUGGACCUUCUCGACACCGCCUACCUGGAGUAGCUUCUCUGUGACCUCGACGGUCUCGGAUGGCGGGAUGGAAAUCUCGAACCCGUCCUCGCCCGUGUAGCCGCCGCGGCUGAUCAACAAGGGCGCGCUGGUUUUACCACCAUCAAGCUUCACCUUGCCGUACACCGACUGGCCAAAGUAGAGCUGCUUCAGAUCGGUGUUGCCGUCGAGCGCAUCAGCCAGCACCGCCUCAGCCUCGGGUCCUUGCAAGGCCACCAGUCCCCAGCCAUCCAGCUGCUCCUGGUUCACUUCCAGCCCGGAUGCUUUGGCCUUGGCGAGCUCCUGGUCAAAGUACUCAUUAUCCUUCUCACGGCAGCCAGCGUUGGUGACGACGUAGAAUUUGUCCUCGGCCAGCUUGGUAAGGAUAGUGUCGUCCACAAUGCCGCCGGACCCGUCGGCCUUGAGCAGCACCGACAGGGUGCUGCGGUGGACGCCCAGCGAGGCCAAGUCGGAGGGCGUGACGCGCUCGAGAAACUCGCGGGCUCCUGAGCCGGAGAAGAUGCGCUGCACCAUGUGGCUGACGUCGAAGAUGGACGAGUGUUCGCGCGUGAAGGCGUGCGAAGCACUUACUGAAAGACCCUUGUACUGCACCGGCAUGUGGAAGCCGCCGAAGGGAACCAUCUGGGCGCCGUGGGCGAGGUGGAGGUCGUAGAGGGGAGUCUUCUGGAGGGCCUCAGACGACGAGGCGGACGAGGAGCCAUGGCGGGCGUGCUGCGUCCUGGACGUGAGGAGGGUCGUGCUAAGCCCAAUGGCU
Messenger RNA from Neurospora crassa OR74A, 3656 nucleotides. RefSeq names its product ethanolamine kinase. Gene Ontology annotation, biological process: phosphatidylethanolamine biosynthetic process; phosphatidylcholine biosynthetic process. The transcript has 2 exons. Bases 298 to 1668 code for a protein of 456 amino acids. Gene Ontology annotation, molecular function: ethanolamine kinase activity; choline kinase activity. Gene Ontology annotation, cellular component: cytoplasm. NCBI's taxonomy places the organism in Eukaryota, Fungi, Ascomycota, Sordariomycetes, Sordariales, Sordariaceae. The record is from RefSeq and is a predicted model, not a curated record.